This is a messenger RNA of Bursaphelenchus okinawaensis, 1851 nucleotides long. The record is from the annotation of a GenBank genome assembly. NCBI's taxonomy places the organism in Eukaryota, Metazoa, Nematoda, Chromadorea, Rhabditida, Aphelenchoididae.
AUGCUGGAAGAAUGGGAGAUGCCAUCUCCUCAGUUUUUACUGUUCUAUCACAUUUAUGAGAUUGUCAUGUAUUUUCUCAGUGUUUCAUUGACUGUUUUGGCUGUUGUUGUUAUGGUUAAAUGUGAGUUCUUGCAACAUUUCUUUAGACGUAGGUCAUCUUUAUGGUAUAGUUGGCUAAAUUAAGGGGUAAUACUAGUGGCGCUUUGAGCUAGGGCUCUAGAAUAGGGUUUGGGCUAGGACUAGGACUUUGGGCUAGUAUUAGGUAGAGGAUUAUGGCUAGAGAUAGGGUUUGGGAUAGGGUAGGACUAGGACUAGAACUAGGAUCAAAAAUAGAACUAGGAUUAUGACUAGUGGGCCAGGUCUAGGGCUAGGGUAGGGCUCUGGGCUAGGUAUCUGGGCUAGUGUUCUGGGUUGGGGCUAGGGUUAGGGCGAGGACUAGCACUAGGCUAGGGAUCUAGACUAGGGUUUAGUCUGGUUCUAGGUCCUGGGCUCGGGCUAAAUCUAAGACUACGGCUAGGACUUGGGCUAGGACUCGGGCUAGGGUUUUACUCUAGGGCUCUGGGCAAGGGAUAUGCCUAAGGCUUAAACUAGGUUUAGGGCUCUCUCACCUUAUUAUAAAUGUAUGACUACGUAUUACAGCUAAAUCCCGAACCCUAAAGAGUUACAAAUGGUUCCUCUUAAACUCAAUGAUAUGGUAAGCUAAGCUUUUUUCAUACUUAUGUUACCAAGACAAAGCUAAAUAAUUACAACUCAAAACACCUUCAGGGGCUUCUUCUUCGACUCAAUUGUAACAACGAUAGGUGCCUUUGCCCUAUUCCCAAUACCGUGCUAUGUUGGUACUGGAGUGGCAUCAAACUUGCAUGGAAACUGGCAAGUAGCCUACUUUUUUGUUGGUGUUAAUGCUCUGAUUGGCAAAUCGAUUGCAGUUGCUUUGCAGUUGGCGCGUCGGUAUAUCUAUUCUCUACCGUAUGACUCGGUAAUUCGUCGUUACUUCAGUGGAUCUACAAAAUACGAGAUUAAAUUGCGACUUAGCGCUUACAUUGCUGUCUGUUUCUUUGUUAACGUAGGUUAAUUUCUGGUAUACGGUGCUAUAUAGUCAUUCUAUGUACAAUGAAGUACAAUAUAAUACAACUUCUGAACAAUGAAAUACAAUACGGCACCACAAAGUACUAUAAAGUAUAACUUCUGUACAAAGAAGUACUAUAUAGAACAACUUUUGUAUAACAGUACUAUAUAGUACAACUUUUGUAUAACAAAAUACUAUAUAGUACAACUUCGGCAAAAUGAAGUACUAUACAGUGCGGCUUUUAGGUUACAUUGAUAUACGUCUUUCCAAACCAAACACAAGAAAAGCAGUACCUACUAGCUGCCGACCCAUCCUUAGCAACUUUAUUUGAUAACUAUCCUGGUAUGACCUGUUUCUCCACCGGUACCAACAUAAACUUUCUCUUAGUACCUAUUACAAUCCUAUAUAGUGCAGCAAUUAUGCUCUACCUCUGUUUAUACAUGGUCUACCGUAAUGUACACAGGAACGGUACCCACUCCUCCACAACCAAAAAUCUUCAAAUAAUGUUGUUCAACUCACUGUGUGCACAAACUGUCAUCAUCACCAUCAUGGCCUUCGUACCAGCUUUCUUCUUCUUCGUACUGCCAUUGCUUGGUGUUAGGAAUAUGCCUGUGAUUACUGCGUGUUGCUUCAUGGUCCUUUUGGCACACACACCUUCGGAUUGUAUUAUGGUACUGCUUUUCAUAGCACCAUUUCGCAAGUAUUUGAUUAAAAAGUGGCAACAGCUUUGGCAUGGAAAGGUUCAACCGUCUGAUCUGUCGAGAAACAGUAUUACCAUCAUGUGA